UCUUCUGCUGUUCCCAAACACAGUAUCCCUUUCACCACAGCCACCUGUUUUCUUUAAGUCCUUCUCAGUCAGCUCGAAGCAGAAGUGCCAUCUAUGCAGACUACACCUGGCUCUCCUUUCUAUCCACGAAUGGAUCAAUACAGUCUGGCUCCACAAGCACCUUACCCUGGCAACGUUGUAGUGGUUGUCCCUCCAAACAAUGCUGGUGCAGGACAGAAGAAACUCCCAAAGGAAGCUGAUGCUCUGGGGGCUAUGCAGUUGGUUAUUGCUCUGAUACAUCUUGGUCUUGGAGCCAUCUUGCUCUUUUCAUCAAAGGAAUGUGACACAAAGAUCAUGACUGCCUGGUAUCCCUUCUGGGGGGCUGCCCUUUUCUUAAUUUCAGGAUGCCUUUCAUCAGCAGCGGCAAGAAAAUCAGUUGCAGGUCUGGAAGCAUUCAGUUACCUCUUUAACACUCUUAGUUGCCUCGGUGCACUCGCUGGAACGGGUGUUUUGGUGGCUGAUGUAAUAAAAAAUACAGGGAGAAACUAUUCCGAAGUUAAGAAGACAUCUCCCUUUUUAUCCAACUAUUUUCCUCAACAAUUUCCUAAUAUUCCAGACUAUUGCAAGACCACCGGGGCAUAUGAACUGGGAAUUCUGUGUGUGAUGCUUUUCUUCUCUUUCCUCGAAGUUAUAGCUGCUGCUUCAGUUCUCGAGAACAAGGUGAGGAUCUAG
Messenger RNA from Zootoca vivipara (common lizard), 711 nucleotides. Lineage: Eukaryota; Metazoa; Chordata; Lepidosauria; Squamata; Lacertidae. The record is from RefSeq and is a predicted model, not a curated record.